This is a messenger RNA of Arabidopsis arenosa, 792 nucleotides long. The record is from the annotation of a GenBank genome assembly. NCBI's taxonomy places the organism in Eukaryota, Viridiplantae, Streptophyta, Magnoliopsida, Brassicales, Brassicaceae.
UUUAAAAAAAUUUCCCUGGAAUUAAUAAUCUUUGAGGGGAAAUGAGCGCUUCGAGGUUCGUAAAGUGCGUGACGGUUGGUGAUGGAGCUGUCGGAAAAACUUGUUUGUUGAUUUCUUACACGAGCAACACUUUCCCUACGGAUUAUGUGCCUACCGUUUUCGAUAAUUUCAGUGCAAAUGUUGUGGUUAAUGGAAGCACCGUGAAUCUUGGAUUGUGGGAUACUGCAGGGCAAGAGGAUUACAACAGAUUAAGACCACUGAGUUACCGUGGAGCAGAUGUUUUCAUUUUGGCCUUCUCUCUUAUCAGUAAAGCCAGUUAUGAAAACGUCUCCAAAAAGUGGAUCCCGGAGUUGAAACAUUACGCGCCUGGUGUCCCCAUCAUCCUUGUUGGAACAAAGCUUGAUCUUCGAGAUGAUAAACAGUUCUUUAUCGACCAUCCUGGCGCUGUCCCGAUCACUACUGCUCAAGGAGAGGAGCUGAGGAAGCAAAUAGGAGCACCUACUUACAUCGAAUGCAGUUCCAAAACUCAAGAGAAUGUGAAGGCGGUGUUUGACGCAGCCAUUCGAGUGGUGUUGCAACCACCGAAGCAGAAGAAGAAGAAGAGCAAAGCGCAGAAGGCAUGCUCCAUUCUAUGAUGAUUGGAAAUCUCUGUUUUUAUGUAUUUGGUUUUGGUAUAUUAAUCUUCUAACAAUGAAUGAAUCAAUGUGUUAAUGGACAGACACCCAAGUUUGAUUGGUCCUUUUUUGUUCUUAAUAUUAAUGGAGUUUGUCGGAAUCAACGUCUUUUUGCUUC